Messenger RNA from Anolis sagrei ordinatus, 4893 nucleotides. The record is from RefSeq and is a predicted model, not a curated record. Lineage: Eukaryota; Metazoa; Chordata; Lepidosauria; Squamata; Anolidae.
UUUCGCGAGUUCGAGGCCCGCUUGAGGCCAAAAAAAGCAAGAAAGGGGUUUCCGGGGAAUUGGGCGGAAGGGGCUUGGUUUUUUUUUUUUUUUGCAACCGCCCCUUCCUCUUUUGCAAGGCCGGGGACCCCUCGGUGGAUUCGGAUCGUUGCAAUCCCUACCCCCCUUUUUUGUAUCUUGCAUUUUCUAUUUUUGUUGCAAAUCCUUUUGUAUUUAUUUUGCAGUCGGAAGGAGACGCCCCAGAAAGGAAGGAAGAAAGGAGCAAUCUGCAAAAAAGGAAAAAGGGAUUUUUCCUCCCCGGGAGGAACAAACAAAAGCCUCCCAAGAACAACAACAGAGAGAGAAAGAUUGCAAAAAGGAUCCCAGCAUGCAAAGUUGGGUGGCGACCUGGGGCUGACCCCGCCCGGAUGCAGACGCCGCCACCGCCUUGGCCGCCUUCCCAGUCGUUGUAUUUCUUCUCCUCCCGGCGCCCGACCCGCCAAUCAAAAUAGAGUCCCUCAAGGUGAAAGUUGACUUCCUGACGGCGCCCCUGGGCCUGAAGAAGAAGAAGAGGAAGGGGAAGCCGGCCCCCCCGGCGGCCCUGAAGAAGGAGGCGGCCUUGGUCUUGGCCCCCGGACGACCCCGGGGCCCCCCCUCCGUGGCCGACCUCCGACCCCGGCGCCCCGACAACAUGGACAACGAGUCCCAGUACUCCGGGUAUUCCUACAAGUCGGGACACUCCCGCAGCUCCCGCAAACACCGGGACCGGCGGGAGCGCCACCGCUCCAAGAGCCGAGAUGGGAGCCGCGGGGAUAAGUCGGUCACCAUCCAGGCCCCCGGGGAGCCCCUCCUGGACAAUGAGUCAACUCGCGGAGACGAGAGGGACGACAACUGGGGCGAGACAACGACGGUGGUGACGGGGACGUCAGAGCACAGCAUCUCACACGAGGACCUGACGCGCAUCGCCAAGGACAUGGAGGACAGCGUCCCGCUGGACUGCUCGCGGCACCUGGGGGUCUCCCUGGCUGCGGGGCUGGCGCUGCUGUGCUUCCUGACCCCGCUGGCCUUUGUGCUGCUGCCACCGGCGCUAUGGGGGGAGCGGCUGGAGCCGUGCGGGACCCCCUGCGAGGGCCUCUUCCUCUCGGUGGCCUUCAAACUGCUGAUCCUGCUGCUGGGCAGCUGGGCCCUCUUCUUCCGGCGGCCCAAGGCCUCCUUCCCGCGGGCCUUUGCCUUCCGGGCCCUGCUGAUGGUGCUGCUCUUCCUCCUGGUGGUCUCCUACUGGCUCUUCUACGGCGUGCGCAUCCUGGACUCCCGCGACCCCAACUACCAGGGCAUCGUCCAGUACGCCGUCUCCCUGGUGGACGCCCUGCUCUUCGUCCACUACCUGGCCGUGGUCCUCCUCGAGCUGCGGCAGCUCCAGCCCCACUUCACCCUCAAGGUGGUCCGCUCCACCGACGGCGCCAGCCGCUUCUACAACGUCGGGCACCUCAGCAUCCAGAGAGUGGCGGUGUGGAUCUUGGAGAACUACUACCAGGACUUCCCCGUCUCCAACCCGGCGCUCCUCAACCUGCCCAAGUCUGUCCUCUCUAAGAAGAUGUCCGGGUUCAAGGUCUACUCCCUCGGAGAAGAAAACACGACCAACAACUCGACCAGUCAGUCCCGUGCCGUGAUUGCGGCGGCCGCUCGUCGGAGGGACAACAGCCACAACGAGUAUUACUACGAGGAGGCGGAGCACGAGCGCCGGGUGCGGAAGAGGCGGGCCAGGCUGGUGGUGGCUGUCGAGGAGGCCUUCACGCACAUCAAGCGCCUGCAGGAGGAGGACCAGAAGAACCCGCGGGAGGUGAUGGACCCCCGGGAGGCGGCCCAGGCCAUCUUUGCCUCCAUGGCCCGCGCCAUGCAGAAGUACCUGCGCACCACCAAGCAGCAGCCCUUCCACACCAUGGAGAGCAUCCUCCAGCACUUGGAGUUCUGCAUCACCCACGACAUGACCCCCAAGGCCUUCCUGGAGCGCUAUCUGACGGCAGGUCCCACCAUCCAGUACCACAAGGACCGCUGGCUGGCCAAGCAGUGGACGUUGGUCAGCGAGGAGCCGGUGACCAACGGCUUGAAGGAUGGGGUGGUCUUUGUCCUUAAGCGCCACGACUUCAGCCUGGUGGUCAGCACCAAGAAGAUCCCUUUCUUCAAGCUCUCGGAGGAGUUUGUGGACCCCAAGUCGCACAAGUUUGUGAUGCGGCUCCAGUCGGAGACUUCGGUGUGAAAGGAAACCCGAGGCCCGAGCAAAGGACUUCGGGGGCCUCCGUUUGCGGGGAGCACCAUACUCGUCCUUCGGGGCGGUGACUGCACCCGGAAAGCAGCCAUCUUGGAGUUUACAGUUCCGUCUCUACGCAUCUUCAGGUGCCCACGUUGACCACUCCGUCCCCUCAACCUUUUUUUUACAAGUUCCUUCAGGACAACAUUGAAGCGGUGAGACAGUUUUGGGGUCCCAUCACCCUUUCCACUUUUCUACUUUCCGAAAUCCCAAUUUCCUCAUAUCGGACAUCUCCAGAGCUCUGAAAUUACUACGUAUCAGGGCUACAGAGAACUCUCGAAUUGAAAACGCCCGUGUUUCGGUACCGGAGAUCUCUCACUCGUAAAUAGAAAACAUGGAAUUUUGGUGCCUGAGAUGUCUUCACUCGUAAAUAGAAAACAUGAAGUUGCAGUGCAGGAUAUCUCUUCACUCAGUUUCGGUGACUGAGAUCUCGCUCGUAAAUAGAAAACAUGGAAUUUCGAUGACAGAGAUCUCCCACUCGUAAGUAGAAAGGAUUGAGUUUGGCUGCUGGAGAUCUCCUCACUCGUAAAAUAGGAAACAUGGCGUUUUGCUGCCAGAAAUCUCUUCACUCGUAAAUAAAAAACAUGGAGUUUCGGUGCCGGAGAUCUCAUCACUCGUAAAUAGAAAACAUUGAAUUCGUAAAUAGAAAAGAUUGAGUUGUGGUGACGGAGAUCUGUCUCGUAAAUAGAAAACAUGGAAUUUCGGUGCCAGAGAUCUCUCACUCAUAAGUAGAAAUUAUUGGGUUUGGCUGCUGGAGAUCUCCUCAUUCUUAAAUAGGAAACAUGGAGUUCUGGUGCCGGAAAUCUCUUAACUCGUAAAUAGAAGACAUGGAGUUUCGGUGCUGGAGAUCUCGUCACUCGUAAAUAGAAAACAUUGAGUUCGUAAAUAGAAAAGAUUGAGUUUCGGUGCCUGAGAUCUCGUCACUCGUAAAUCAAAAACAUGGAGUUUUAAUGCCAGAGAUCCCGUCACUCGUAAAUAGAAAAGGUGGAAUUUUGGUGCUGGAGAUCUCUUCACAAGUAAACAGAAAACAUGAAGUUGAAGUGCAGAUCUCUUCACGCAUAAAUAUAAAAGAUUGAGUUUCAGUGACUGAGUUUCCAAAACUUUUACGAGUUUUGGUCACUCGUAAAAGAAAACGUGGAAUUUUUGUGCCGGAGAUCUCUCACUCGUAAGUAGAAAAGAUUGGGUUUAGCUGCCAGAGAUCUCUUCACACAUAAAUAGAAAACAUGGAGUUUUGGUGCUGGAGAUCUCUAACUCGUAAUUAGAAAAGACUGAAUUUCAGCGACUGAGGUCUCUUCACUCAUUAAUAGAAUAUAUUGUGUUUCUGUGCGGGAGAUCUCUUCACUCGUAAAUAGAAAACAUGGAGUUUUGGAGUAGGAGAUAUCUACAUGGAUUUCAUAAACAUGGAUUUCAUAAAUAAAAAAGAUUUUAGUUUCGAUGCCGGAGAUGUCUCUCUCAUAAGUAGAAAACCUUGAGUUUAAUUGCUGGACAUCUCUUUACUCGUAAAUAGAAAAAAUGGAGUUCGUAAGUAAAAAAGAGUGAGUUCCGGUGCCUGAGAUCUCUUCACUCGUAAAUAGAAAAUAUUGAGUUUUGGUGCAGAAAAUCUCCUUCUCAUAAAUAGAAAACAGUGAGUUUCUGUGCCGGAGAUCUCGUCACUCGUAAAUAGAGAAGGCUGAGUUUCGGUGCCUGAGAUCUCUCAUUCGUAAAAAAAACAUGGAGUUUCGGUGCCAGAGAACUCUUAACUCGUAAAUAGAAAAACUUCCGAGUUAUGGUUCCAGAGAUCUCUUCACUCGUACAUAUCUCUCAUUCGUAAAAAAAAAAAAUGGAGUUUCGGUGCCCGAGAGCUUGUCACUUGUAAAUAGAAAAACUUCCGAGUUUUGGUGCCGGAGAUCUCUUCACUCGUAAAUAUCUCGGAUUUGUAAAAAAAGAACGUUUCGGUGGCGUUGAGCUUCGGUGCCUGAGAGCUCUCGUUCGUAAAAAAAAACAUGGCGUUUCGGUGCCAGAGAGCUCUUAACUCGUAAAUAGAAAAACUUCCGAGUUUUGGUGCCAGAAAUCUCUUCACUCGUAAAUAUCUCAGAUUCGUAAAAAAAGAAAACAUGGAGUUUCGGUGCCAGAGAGCUCUUAACUCGUAAAUAGAAAAACUUCCGAGUUUUGGUGCCAGAGAUCUCUUCACUCGUAAAUAUCUCGGAUUUGUAAAAAAAGAAAACAUGGCGUUUCGGUACCAGAGAGCUCUUAACUUGUAAAUAGAAAAACUUCCGAGUUUUGGUGCCAGAAAUCUCUUCACUCGUAAAUAUCUCGGAUUUGUAAAAAAAGAAAACAUGGCGUUUCGGUGCCAGAGAGCUCUUAAUUCGUAAAUAGAAAAACUUCCGAGUUUUGGUGUCGGAGAUCUCUUCACUCAUAAGUAGAAAACGGACAGGUUUCGGUGCCAUAUUUUAAGGGCUAAUUCCGUUCACCAGCAUCUCCAGGUUUUGAGGGACCUUUCCGUGAAUGUUCUUUCCUUACACAAACACACACAAAAAAACCAGUGAACCUCAACAGUUCUGGCCUUCGAAACUUCGCUCGUUUUCCCGCAAACUCCAGCUGGACUUGCACAAAACUUUUUUUUUUUU